UGACAAUCGUUUCCGAGUGUUCGCACGAGAAAUUGACCUUAAAAUUCGGUUUAAGUUCUCAUAACCUUAAAAAGUUUCGAUGUCUAUUGUUAUCUUUGAGAAAUAAAAUACAAUAAGGAGAAGGGUUUAGGCUCAUCACAGACACCUUUACCAUCAACAGUGGCAACAGUGCCAGCAAGCGACGGCGGGAUAAAGCGCUCCUGACCAGCUUCAAGUUUAAAAUGGACCCACACACCCUUAACCUGUCGCCCAAGUCCCCGACACCGCCCAAACGGAGGUUGGGAUCUAAAGAGAACUCCUCACCUAAUAUUGUUGUUCCAGGCCUUUCGUACGAAAACAGAAUAGAAAGAGACUUCUCACUCACACCGAAACCAUACAAAACAUCAUAUGAGAACAGCCAGAAGUCACCGUUCAACCCGACACCUAGAAAAGUACUUGGCGAACAAAACUCUCCAUUCAACCGAACACCAAGAAAGAUUCUCGGCGAGCUCCAAAAUUCUCCCUUCAACCCGACGCCAAAAAAGGUCCUCAGUGAAGUUCAGAACUCUCUACCGACACCGAGAAAGGUCCUAGGAGAGCUGCAGAACUCCACACCGACUUCAGCACCGAAAGACUUAAGCUCGCUAACUCGUUCUCCACUUUUCAAACUGCUUGAUACCCCGGUGUUGUCUCCGGUGAGCAGCCAGCGUUCCUUCAAGAAGAUUAACAGGAUUUUUGAGGAGCGCAGUCAGUUCAAGAUGGAGAAUAUGGACAAAUUUGAAGAGGAAACUAGGGCUCCGUUCCAGUUUGAACAGGAGAAUUGGACUGCUACUAAGCUGGACUUCAGAGACGUCCUCCAAACGACCUUCAUAGAAGAUUUCAAGACUGAAGACACUUUCGUACCCGAGAAAGAAGAAUUGGACCAAGAAUUCGACACUCUCCACGAUUUAGAAGAAAAAUUCGAUAACGACACAUUCGACCAAUGCAAUAAGUACGAAAUCAUAUCAACGGAUAGCCCGGAUAUCAUAUCCAGAGGCAGGAACCCUUCGAACAGGAAAAUCAAUGGCAGUUUUGUCUUCGGAGCACCGUUAGCUGACACCGAACAGUCUACCUCCUUCAACCGGCCAGCGAGGGCUUUAAACUUCGAAGACAGCUUCGAAUUCCCUUCGCCGGUCAUCAAGAAAAGCUCAAGCUCCGGCUCGGUUAAGAAAUCUCUAAAAUUCAGCGAGACACCGACAAAAGACUCCAUGAAUCGGAUAUUCACUUCAGACAGCACUACUUCGAUGGAGAGCGGAUUUGUCUCCGAAUUCGAUGACCAGUUGUUAGAUAUUGAAGAGUCGAACUCUCCAAAAGUAGCUUAUUUUGACACUUUGCUGUCAGGACAGAUUAUUAAAAAUAAUGUCAUAAGAAGUGGUAAGCAGCCACACUAUAGAAGUAUCCGCAUUAAUCCGGCCCAGAGCAAAGCAAGAGUGUCUCUGCUGUCGAUACUGGAGUCUCCGCAGUCUAUCCUGGAGUCUCCACAGAAGAGGAGUAAGCGAAGUGAGCCAGGGGAAGGGGGGGAGAGUAAGAGGAGGAAGUGUGAGGAAGUCAGGCCGGUGCUGCAGAAAUACUUCUCUGAGAAUAACGCGUUGAUUAUGUCCGCUUUUGACCGAUCGGAUGGGAACCCGGACCUGAUAGGCGAUUUCAGCCAGCCCUUCGCCCUGCCCCUGACCAGGGGCAAUCACUCCGACCUCAAGAGCAUCACGUGUGACACUCUAGCUGGUCUUAUCAGGGGGGACUUUGAGAACAUCACGGAUUUUCAGGUGAUAGACUGCCGUUACCCGUACGAAUUCGAAGGCGGUCACAUCGCCGGCGCACAGAACCUCUACACACCCACACAGAUACUACAACUAGUGCAAGGACCGAGACCCCAGGGCAAGGUCCUGGUCUUCCACUGUGAAUUCUCUUUGGAGAGGGGACCUAAGCUUUCUCGCUUCCUCCGCUCAUCCGACCGCGAGAAGAACAAGGAAAACUACCCCUCCCUCCACUACCCCGAAAUCUACCUCCUCCACGAAGGCUACCGCGCGUUCUACCAGCGACAUCCGGAUCUCUGCUCCCCAGCAGGAUAUACCGCCAUGUUGGAUCCUAAACACAGGGACUUACUGAGGCAACACCGCUCUGUGCAGCAACCGUCAUCUUCUACGCAUUAUAGGAGGAAUAGACUGCUGUUUUAGAGGGUGAAAAGGCUUGGUCUACUGGAAAGACCAAUGGUCUACUUGGAAAGACCGACGGUCUUUUGCCCAAGACAAGCUUUUCUGGAUGUGGUCUACUUGAAAUAACAGAGAUCUAUGGAAAAAGACUUGGUCUACUGGAAAGACCGACAGUCUUUUUUCAAGACAAGCUCUUCUGGAUGUGGUCUACUUGAAAUAAUAGAGAUCUAUGGAAAAAGGCUAUGGUCUACUGAAAAGACCGAUGCCCCACUGAAAUACCUCUCUCUUCCGUGCGAAAGUGAUAGUUGCGUUUCGAGCUACAGUGCGGGAACAAUUGGCAUACUGGCCAUGCGUUCUGGUCCCUAAAGCAUUUCUAAAUUAUUAUAAAAGGUCUGAUUUUAGAUAACUAAGAGCAUGGUCUAUUGGGAAGACUGGUCUACUUGAUCUUUUCAGUAGACCAUGGUCUUUUAAAGACUAAAUUUUGGUAAAAAUACCGCAAUAAGCCUCUAAUAUAACACUAAAUAUAAUUUCUAAUUUGUAAAUACGAAAAAUGCCAUAUUAUUGUUAAAAACUAAGUUUUUAGUACAAAAAUAGGCUUAAAUUAUCCCACCUAUCUUAGUUAUGCCAUAGUUUUAGAUUCAUUCGACUUUGCAAUAUAGUUUUAAUUUAGGAAAAUAAUCGGGGAAAUAUCCACAAACGAAACUUUUCCAUAUUUGUAUAGCCAGGAAAAACAGUAGAAAAUAUGUGGCGCUACCGUCUAAAUGUAGUGCUAAAAGAUUUGCCUUCGUAUUGUUACGGAAACAUACGAACGUGUCAUGCUGUUUCAGUCAGUCUCAGUACAAGAUGUACUGACAUUGACUGAACUAGCAUGACAAAUACGAACGUUUCCGGAAAAAUACGAAGGGAACCUUUUUCGCAUUACAUUUGUAAACCGUUUUGCAUGUCGCAACUAGGGAUGUUACGAAUAUUUGCAUUCGCAUUCGCAUAUGCGAAAGAUUCGCAUUCUUUUAAACAUUUGCAUUGACAUUCGCAUUCGCUUC
This is a messenger RNA of Leguminivora glycinivorella, 3208 nucleotides long. Its product is annotated as M-phase inducer phosphatase 1-like. The transcript has 7 exons. Gene Ontology annotation, molecular function: protein tyrosine phosphatase activity. Bases 222 to 2192 code for a protein of 656 amino acids. The record is from RefSeq and is a predicted model, not a curated record. Gene Ontology annotation, cellular component: cytoplasm; nucleus. Gene Ontology annotation, biological process: positive regulation of G2/M transition of mitotic cell cycle; G2/M transition of mitotic cell cycle; protein dephosphorylation. NCBI's taxonomy places the organism in Eukaryota, Metazoa, Arthropoda, Insecta, Lepidoptera, Tortricidae.